AUGGCCUCUCCUCUUCACAUGGCUGAGUGCAAGCAAGGCUCUGUGGCUGGGCUGUGUGGCUGGGUGGCUGGAAUGGGCUGGGUGGCUGGACUGGGCUGGACACAGUUUCACCUGGCCUGCCUCCCCCAGCCUCCCCUGCCGCUCUCACCCAUACCCCAGCCUCUGUCACCCAUACCCCAGCCUCUGUCACCCAUACCCCAGCCUCUGUCACCCAUACCCCAGCCUCUGUCACCCAUACCCCAGCCUCUGUCACCCAUACCCCAGCCUCUGUCACCCAUACCCCAGCCUCUGUCACCCAUACCCCAGCCUCUGUCACCCAUACCCCAGCCUCUGUCACCCAUACCCCAGCCUCUGUCACCCAUACCCCAGCCUCUGUCACCCAUACCCCAGCCUCUGUCACCCAUACCCCAGCCUCUGUCACCCAUACCCCAGCCUCUGUCACCCAUACCCCAGCCUCUGUCACCCAUAACCCCAGCCUCUGUCACCCAUACCCCAGCCUCUGUCACCCAUAACCCCAGCCUCUGUCACCCAUACCCCAGCCUCUGUCACCCAUACCCCAGCCUCUGUCACCCAUACCCCAGCCUCAGUCACCCAUACCCCAGCCUCUGUCACCCAUACCCCAGCCUCUGUCACCCAUACCCCAGCCUCUGUCACCCAUAA
This is a messenger RNA of Oncorhynchus masou masou (cherry salmon), 660 nucleotides long. RefSeq lists its product as uncharacterized. The transcript has 2 exons. The record is from RefSeq and is a predicted model, not a curated record. The coding region runs from base 1 to 660 and encodes 219 amino acids. Lineage: Eukaryota; Metazoa; Chordata; Actinopteri; Salmoniformes; Salmonidae.